AUGUCUAACUUUAUUGAUAAAUUAUCCAACAAAAUCCAAGGUAACCAAGGUGCUGAAGGUGCUCAACAAGGCCAAUAUGCCGACCAAGGUUAUGGUCAACAAGGCCAAUCCACAAGCAGAGCUGGUCAACAAAAUCUAAGCUCUGGUGCUGGUGGUAGAGAUCAACAAAUCCCAACCUCUGGUCAACAAGAUGCUUAUGGCUCAUCAGGCUCUCAAGGUUAUGGCCAUCAAAGCUCUACCCGUGGUGCUGGUGGUGUCGGUGGUACUCAACAAGAUGCUUCAUAUGGUUCUUCAGGUUUGAACCAAGGUGGUUCCACUGGUGCUUAUGGUUCAUCAGGAUCCCAAGGCUACUCUAGCUCUGGUGGUGAACACAUUCCAGGUACUAAGGGCCAAUCAUCAUCUGGUGCUUAUGGUUCAUCCGGCCACUCUGGUGUUGGUUCUGGCUCUACAGGUCGUCAUGGUGCAGGUUCAUCAGGUUAUGAUGAUGACUUGAGCUCUGGUAACCAAGCUGGUGGUUUGGGUUCAUCAGGUUCCCGUACAACUAGAUCACAAGCUGCUGCUGGAGGUGCUGGCUAUGACCAAGGCUCUAGUGGUCUCGGUGGUGCUGGCUCUCAACAACAACAUCCAUCAUCUGGUAUGGGUGGUGUUGGUGGCUCUUCUGGUGGUGCUUCUGGUGGCCAAGGCCAAUUUGCUCAACAAGCUCAAGAAUUAGGUAAAAAAGGGUUUGAAAGAGGUGUCCAAGAAGGUCAAAAAUACGUUGGAAGAAACCUCUAA
Molecule: messenger RNA, 774 nt
Organism: Hansenula anomala
Lineage: Eukaryota; Fungi; Ascomycota; Saccharomycetes; Phaffomycetales; Wickerhamomycetaceae
Exons: 1
Coding region: 1-774 (257 amino acids)
Source: RefSeq, a predicted model, not a curated record